This is a messenger RNA of Oxyura jamaicensis (ruddy duck), 6323 nucleotides long. It is a transcript of the gene AP1G1, whose product is annotated as adaptor related protein complex 1 subunit gamma 1. Gene Ontology annotation, biological process: intracellular protein transport; Golgi to vacuole transport; receptor-mediated endocytosis. Bases 3 to 2474 code for a protein of 823 amino acids. The record is from RefSeq and is a predicted model, not a curated record. NCBI's taxonomy places the organism in Eukaryota, Metazoa, Chordata, Aves, Anseriformes, Anatidae. The transcript has 24 exons. Gene Ontology annotation, cellular component: Golgi apparatus; membrane coat; AP-1 adaptor complex. Gene Ontology annotation, molecular function: clathrin-cargo adaptor activity.
UAAUGAGGAUGCCAGCCCCCAUCAGACUGCGGGAGCUGAUCCGGACCAUCCGGACAGCAAGAACCCAGGCAGAAGAGCGUGAGAUGAUUCAAAAGGAGUGUGCUGCUAUCCGAUCAUCCUUCCGAGAGGAAGAUAACACAUACCGAUGCAGAAAUGUGGCAAAGCUGCUGUAUAUGCACAUGCUGGGAUACCCUGCGCAUUUCGGACAGUUGGAGUGCCUCAAGCUCAUUGCCUCUCAGAAAUUCACAGACAAGCGCAUUGGGUAUUUAGGUGCCAUGUUGCUGCUGGAUGAGAGACAGGAUGUCCAUCUUCUUAUGACCAAUUGCAUCAAGAAUGACCUUAAUCAUAGCACGCAAUAUGUGCAGGGGCUGGCACUCUGCACCCUUGGCUGCAUGGGCUCCUCAGAAAUGUGUAGAGACCUUGCGGGAGAGGUGGAAAAGCUCCUCAAAACUUCCAACUCCUAUCUUAGGAAGAAGGCAGCAUUGUGUGCUGUUCACGUUAUCAGAAAGGUGCCUGAACUUAUGGAGAUGUUCCUGCCAGCCACCAAAAACUUGCUGAAUGAAAAGAACCAUGGUGUUCUACACACAUCAGUAGUCCUCCUCACGGAGAUGUGUGAGAGAAGUCCAGACAUGCUUGCACACUUUAGAAAGAAUGAAAAGCUUGUUCCCCAAUUAGUUCGUAUUCUGAAGAACCUUAUCAUGUCUGGCUAUUCACCAGAGCAUGAUGUGUCUGGGAUCAGUGACCCCUUUUUGCAGGUGCGAAUCCUGCGGUUACUAAGGAUUCUAGGGCGAAACGAUGAUGAUUCUAGUGAAGCCAUGAAUGAUAUACUUGCACAGGUUGCUACUAAUACGGAAACAAGUAAAAAUGUGGGAAAUGCCAUUCUCUAUGAAACUGUACUGACUAUUAUGGACAUAAAAUCAGAGAGUGGACUGAGAGUGUUAGCCAUUAACAUCCUAGGCCGUUUCUUAUUAAACAACGACAAAAAUAUUAGAUAUGUAGCUUUGACAUCAUUGUUGAAAACUGUGCAGACAGACCAUAAUGCAGUACAGCGACAUAGAAGCACAAUUGUGGACUGCCUGAAGGAUCUGGAUGUCUCCAUUAAAAGGCGUGCAAUGGAACUGAGUUUUGCUCUUGUUAAUGGGAACAAUGUUCGUGGAAUGAUGAAGGAGUUGCUAUAUUUCCUAGAUUCCUGUGAGCCAGAGUUCAAGGCAGACUGUGCAUCUGGAAUAUUUCUUGCUGCAGAAAAAUAUGCUCCUUCCAAACGCUGGCACAUAGACACAAUCAUGAGAGUCUUAACAACGGCAGGAAGUUAUGUUCGUGAUGAUGCUGUUCCCAACCUGAUUCAGCUAAUAACUAAUAGUGUGGAGAUGCAUGCCUACACUGUGCAGAGACUCUACAAAGCCAUCCUUGGUGAUUACUCCCAGCAGCCCCUGGUGCAAGUGGCCUCCUGGUGCAUAGGAGAGUAUGGAGAUCUUCUGGUGUCUGGUCAGUGUGAAGAAGAGGAGCCAAUACAGGUAACAGAAGAUGAAGUUCUUGAUAUUUUAGAAAGCAUUCUGAUAUCUAAUAUGUCUGCAUCUGUUACACGAGGCUAUGCUCUCACUGCCAUCAUGAAGCUUUCCACAAGAUUCACCUGCACUGUCAAUCGCAUUAAGAAGGUAGUUUCCAUUUAUGGCAGCAGCAUUGAUGUGGAGCUACAGCAGCGGGCAGUGGAAUAUAAUGCACUUUUCAAAAAAUACGAUCACAUGAGGCCAGCCCUGCUUGAGAGAAUGCCGGUAAUGGAGAAAGUCACCACAAAUGGCCCUACUGAGAUUGUACAGACCAAUGGAGAGACAGAGCCAGCGGUACUGGAAACCAAACCUCCACCUUCUGGAUUGCAGCCUGGUAGCCAGGCAAAUGAUUUGUUGGACUUGUUGGGGGGAAGUGAUAUAACACCUGUAAUCCCCACUGUACCUACAAGCAAGCCAGCCUCUGCUGGUGGGGAGCUCCUUGACCUACUGGGAGACCUCAACCUAACAGGUUCUCCGGUACCUGCCCCUGUACCACAGAUAUCACAGCCUCCUUUCCUGCUUGAUGGACUGCCAUCACAGCCUCUCUUCAAUGAUAUUGCUGCAGGAAUCCCCUCAAUUACUGCAUACAAUAAGAAUGGCCUGAAGAUUGACUUCACCUUUGAGAGGUCAAACACCAACCCCAGUGUCACUGUAAUCACGAUACAGGCCUCCAACAGCACAGAACUGGAUAUGACAGAUUUUGUUUUCCAAGCUGCAGUACCAAAGACAUUCCAGCUGCAGCUCCUGUCUCCCAGCAGCAGUGUCAUCCCUGCGUUUAACUCGGGGACCAUCACACAGGUCAUUAAAGUCCUGAAUCCACAGAAGCAACAACUACGAAUGCGGAUCAAGUUGACAUAUAAUCACAAGGGCUCAGCAAUGCAGGAUCUAGCAGAAGUCAACAACUUCCCCCCUCAGUCUUGGCAGUGAGGCUCUGGCACCAUUCUUAUUCUCUCCCCACCCAAUCAAAAGAACUCUGGGAAGAAGGUUGUGAUCCUUGGCCAUCCCCCAAACUGCACCAUGGGCAUGGGGAACAGAUGAGACCUGCUGAUGAGGAGGAAUUUUCCUGAAGUGAUUGCUGACUUUGAAGCAUAUCUGUUAAGACUAAUCUCCUCUCCUCCGCUGAUGAGGCUGGUGGCUUGUGGAGGCUACUCUGCACUCCCUCACACAUGCAUUCACAGCCAGAAGCAACAUUCCCUCCCUUCCCUGUCCCUCCCCCCCACCCCAGAAACACAGCCUGGUUGGAAGAGAAGUCUGGAAUUUCUUGCAGGGAAACUCUGUCUCUGCAGCAAGUGAACAGCUGCCCCUUCUUUCUGCUGUCUUUUUUCCCCCGGGGAGGGCAAGGUGUGUUUUUGUUCAUUACUAGCUGGAUUAUCUUCAGGCAUUUUCAUCUGGGGCUCAAAAUGGGGACUUGGAGAAUAUUAGGGUGACCUGCCUUGUUCUUCUUGUAUCCCCUGUGUCUGAAGGGGCUGAAGGCUUUUUAUGGCCUAUUCAGUGCAUUACUUUUACACAUACCUCUUAGUCAUGUGUUGCAUACUAAGAGCAAGUCAGGCCUUGGGACUUCAUCUGCAAACCUGGGACAGUGCAGGAAAAGAGGUGCCAGUGAAAGCUGAUAAAAUUGCUUUGGUGCUGUACUUGGAAAUGAAGACCUUACACUUGAAUUUUAUUUCCAUCAGUGGCUGCAACCAUGCAGAUUCACAGUCUUCUGUAGCUUCCCCAGAAAGUGUGGUGAUGUCUGAGAGAUGCAGAGAUCCAAGGAACAGCUGGUUUUCUACCAUGAUUAAUUUCAAAGCCUUUUGACCCAUUAGUUGUGGUUUAUGGGUAGAAAAGAUGUAUUCAGUUUUGUGGAUCAGUCUUUGAGCAAAGGUCCUAUUGCCUGCUGGGAGACUCAUCAGAGACUAUGCUGCAGAGCUGUUCUUCCCAGUUAUUCCAGACCUUCUCCCCAGAUUAAUUUCCAGAGCCUGUUGUAGACCCCCUGGAUUCCAUUUGAUUUACUUCUGACUGGGAUAUUUGUGUUGUAUCUGUAACAUUGGCACUGAAAUAAAAACCAUGCGGUUUAAAGAGGCCUUCUCCCAUUUUGUUACUUAAUUGAUCCUCGUAGUUGGCUCCUUGCUCCCCUUCCAGAGAAAUCUGUGUUAGUUCAGGUUCAGACUGAAAGGAACAUAACUUUUUUUGAAUGAAAGCCUUUUUUUUUUUUUUUGAGUAUUUGGAACCAAAGAUGUGAGGUCCAGUACUCUUCUAAGCUUAAAGAAAGAUGUAUUCGGUUAUGUUUCCUAGUGUAAACUGUUGUUGAGGUAGUAAGAGUUCUAUGAAUUCUAAUGGAGGCAAUGUAUAGGAUGUACGGCACAGUGUGACAAAACUAUUCAGGUGUUCAGCACACUCUGGGGAUGAAGAGGGAAUGAUAGGCCUUCAUUCAUUAGUGUGCUAGUAAGUUGAAGGUACCCCAGCUUCCAACCACAAAGCUUUCUUAAAAGAAACAGGUGGCAGGUACAUCUGCUUGAUUUUCUGUUACAGGGCUUUAAAUGUGAUGAUCAUUCAGUGCUCUGACAGCAAGCUUAAACCCAGCCCUUUGUGUCUGCAAAAGUAAUAACACUAGGUUCCAGUCCUUGCCAGAAAUAUCGGAGGAGUGCUUCACAGUGCACUUAAGGAAAAUUAAAGACCUAUUCUGCCCUUGAAUCUGUAGUGGGAGGCCAAGAAAGGUUGUUCAGUCUGUUUUGGUUUUACUCACGGUAGGUAAUAUGAUGUAGGACUGACUGUGUCUCUGACUUUAAUUGUUGGUAUGUGGAAUAAGUUUGGUUUCUCUUGGAAGGCAUUUUUGCUGCCUUAAUAGGAAGACUGGUUUGGGCCUUUGGUUUAGCAAAGAGUUUUGUUCUAUUGAAAGAGGCACCACCAUAGGUUUAUAAAAUCUAGCAAGAAUGACGUAUGAUUUCCUUAAAAUUGAUUGAGGGUUGUGGCAGGGUCUUGGGCUUGAGCUAUCAGUGCAAAGAUAGUACUUUGCUUCUAGCUGAAGCAUCAUGAAACAGGCAAUCUUGCAGAAAAUGGUUGAAUCAAUAUCUUUUUUUGGGUGCUGAGCAUUUACUUCUUUUAUUGUACUUGUGACUGUUCAACACCUGACUGGCUCAAACUCCUUAGUGUGCAAUGCUGAAUGUGUUCAAUAUAGCCUCUAGUGAGCUUUGAGGAUGUCCCAGAUAGCAAACUAAUAGAAAGUCUUCACCUUAGUUUCUGAAAGCCCCAUGAGCUCUCCCAUUCUCAGAAUUGUACGAGGGUCACUUUUACUCAAAGUUGGUACAUCUCAAUUUCCAUUCCUUUUUGCUGAGAAGAGCACUGCGGCAGGAAGGUAAGAUAGAGAGAAGGACGUAAGUGGCCUCUCACCUGGCCAGUUUGUCACAGCAUAACUGGGAACAACUUAUCCUGUCCCUCUUAGACUUGUUUUCUGUCCUGUAGAACAGAUGGAUUUUGUUGUUGGUCUCUGUUAAGCUUUUAGGGUAAAUUCCUCAUCAGUUCUUGUAUCCUUCAGCUGCCUUUGCACAGAAGUGUUUGUGUUUUGGAUAAUAUGUUGUCAUAUUUCUGAGUCAAGCUCAAGGAGGUGGUGCAUGUGCCUGAAAGGUAUUCUUCUUGAAGACAUCCCUUGGCUAUGAAAUACUCCAUUAUAGCAGCUGAACAUUCCUGUUAUUCUUGGAGCUCUCUUCCUUCCUUUUCCUAAGGGAUGGAAGGAAAUAUUGAUAGACCCCAGAAAGAAGGCCAGGUUUCACAGGUUUCUCUAUCUGCAAUACACAAUACCACUGCUUGCUCCUUGACCCUAGAUGCACCUUUUAACCUCCGUGCUGUUGCUUUUUCUUACUGGAGAGUACUCAACUGCCUCAUAAAGCAGUCCAAGGGCAGUGAGCCCUUUUUCCACCAGUGGAAUGCAACAGUUCUUGUAGGUCUGGUCAACAGUUUCCUUAUUUCAAUAUAUGGAGGAUAUAAAGGGAGCAAGAUACAGAUUUCAUGGCUAAUCUUACUAAUAUUGGCAUUGCAGACUUUAGAGCUGGGAGUGUUUGAAUGUCUGUUGUUGUUGUUUUUCAAGUGAAUGUAUUUGAGCCAAGAGAGGACAGAAGGAAUAGUGGCUGUAAUGGGCCUGAAGGGAGAGAAGAUGUGGGAAAGUCCCAAGGUUUAACUCAAUCCACUUUCUGAUGGUAAAAAAUACGGCCUUGAACAACUUUUUGAAGCAAUAGCAGUGAGGGAGCUGCCACCUAUACAGUACCUUGGAUAUUUAACUCAGAAGAUGCUGAAACAGAUGGGAAAAGUGACUUAGUCCUUUCCCUGGGGCUGGUACUGGCCGCAAGAUGGAGCGGCAAAGAUGGCUUUUUUAGACCUGCUGGUUGUGCUUUCUAUGUGUUCAUUUUCUACGUGGGGGCUGUGAGGGAAGGAGCUGCUGGACUGCUUCCCUCUAAACUUUCACUCUAUUCCUGUAUAUUACUUUUCCUUUCCUGAUGCUGUAAUUCACAUUUUACGUAGAGCCCCAUCACACCUCUUUGAUAGCAUAAAAAAACAAACAAACACCACAACCCCCCACCAAAAUAAAAACAUGCCAUUAAGCAGGGAGCCUGGUGUCAUUCUAACUUCUGCAGACCUAUUUUUUUGAGAUAUGAAAAAUUUAAAUAAAUGCUUAGGUGAGUGAGGAGCAUAACGGAUGUAAACACUUACAUGGGAUGCAUUAGACUUCUGUGUGUAUUGUCUUUUGGUUGAAACAAAUUAUGAAGUGACUAAUAAAAUGAGUCAAUAUUCCAUGAUUUAAAA